AUGCCGUGUCAGGAAGCUUUUCGGGUUGGAAUGCAAGAUUUAACGACGCCUAUUGUUGUAAACCCUGACUUCGAUCCUGUUCCGAACCCAUGCGCCGACCCAGCUGUUGACACAUGGCACACUCCGUUUCCAACCGGAAUUCCAGACGCUCUCUUGAUUUUGGCCUUGAGCGGUGACGACGCCAACGAAAAACUGACCAAAGAGCAGAAGCAGAAGCAACAGAUAAUUUCCGAACACGGAGGCACCGUGACUGGAGUGUAUGAAGCGUACCGUGUGAAGAACGAAAACGGACAAGACACCGAGCAAUUCGGAUUUGCAGACGGUAUCAGCAACCCCAUUUUCCUGCAGAGCGAUUAUACCAAAGCCAAAGACAAAACGACGAACGGAUCAUUCCUACCCGGAGCAGAUCCUUUGGCAAAACUUGAACUGAUUCUUGAAAAAGACAAGAUUGGAGGUCCCUGUUCGUAUGGAUCCUACUUGGUAUAUCGACGGCUGGAACAAAACGUUGAGCUUUUCCAACAAUAUGGAAAAAUGAUUCAAGAAGAACUGAAAAAGGCAGGACAAGAUAUCUCACAAGAUGAAGCGGAAGCAAGGAUGAUAGGACGUCGUAAGAACGGCGUUCCUCUGAUAGAAAACCUUUCAGGUGUGAAACCAGAGUUCAGGAAGACGGCAGUGAAUUUUAACUAUGCGGAUGACGGAGACGGUAAACAAUGUCCAUGGGCAGCCCACGUCAGAAAAGUAGACCCACGAGGUGAACACACAUACACAUGA
Messenger RNA from Corticium candelabrum, 771 nucleotides. Its product is annotated as multifunctional dye peroxidase DyP2-like. Gene Ontology annotation, molecular function: peroxidase activity; heme binding. The record is from RefSeq and is a predicted model, not a curated record. The coding region runs from base 1 to 771 and encodes 256 amino acids. Gene Ontology annotation, cellular component: cytosol. The transcript has 5 exons. Lineage: Eukaryota; Metazoa; Porifera; Homoscleromorpha; Homosclerophorida; Plakinidae.